AUGGUGUCUUCCAGCACAACCUCGAUUCAGACGGGGCUACCGCAGCCCACGAGUACUGGUUCAAAUCCGGACGGGUUCAUUGGAAAUAAGCCCUCGACCGUGCUGUUUUUUGUUGCCCUGUGUAUAGGUGUUUGCAUUGCCGUGCUAUUCAUGUUUUUCACAAUGAGGUACUUUGUGAGGUCCAGGUUCGGAAUGUAUGUUCCGGUCUCGGCGUACAAUUUGGGCAAUAGGACAGGGCCUGUGUUUGCUUCGGGUCGUAAUGCUUUUGCUUUUUUCACGCCUGUGCAAGAUUUGCAUUUCGGAGAUGUGACUUAUAUUCCUCAGAACGCCGCAGAGAGCAACGCAUAUGCAUUUUUGAUUAACAACGGGAGGCGAUUCCGCAAGAAAUUUCGGCUAACGAAACAGCAAGUGGAUGAUCUGUUUCCUGUGAAAACAUACCAUGAAUGGGUAAAUGGAGGCCAGGAAGAGGAUGCGGCCAAUAGGAAGCAGAACGUGAUCGUUUGUGAAGAAGCUGAAGUCCCUGAUACUGCUCCGGUGGAGAUCACCGGUGCUUCGGAACACACGGAAACAACACCAUCUUCUAGUGCAGAAGGUCAUUCGCAUGAGGCCGAAGUUGAGCUUGAAGAGAUCGAUCUCACGGAGGCUUCUGUAGCUAAGAAAGGUGCUGAGCCUCCUCGCGAGCAACAGGCCCAUUUCACUUCCGGAAUAUGUGCCAUCUGCAUUGACACCUUGGAGGACGACGACCAGGUGAGAGGCCUCAUUUGCGGACAUGUUUACCAUUCCGAGUGUAUAGAUCCAUGGCUCAUCAACCGCAGGGCCUCGUGUCCGAUGUGCAAGCGCGAUUACUAUAUUCACGACGAAAACGAGGCUGAUGUACCGAAUGACAGUGAUUCACUUCAAAAUAUCUAUUUCCCCAGGACGACCUCGUACAGGGCUCAGAACUUGCUCGCUGCGCUUCAGAGCUUAAGGACACCAGAUGCACCUACUGCGUCUGCGGAAAAUACCCCUCAAGAGAACGAACAGGGUGAUGAAAUGGUUGAUCUGGCUGACGCUGGUGGGCAAACGGGAAGUGGAAAUGGUGGUACAACUAAUACGGGCCCUUCAUCCGGUGCGUCUCCUCGCUCACAUCCCUUCAACCCGGCAGACAUUGUCGAUCUCGAUGUGGAAGCCCAGCGGAGAGUAGAGGAGAAGUCCAAGUGGUACCAUUGGAUAUUCUGGCGGUUGAUGGGUAUCACGCCGGUUGAUCUGUUCAAUCAUUACGUCGUUGAUGUGUACGAACGCAGACGCUACGAACGGAGGUCCAACCAAGCGAGAAACGCGAAUCAUGAGGCUGGGGGAUCGCACGAACAGAAUGAUGUCACGAUGCAUGAUCUAAGAGAGUCUUUUGUUCAUUCAUUGGUUUAA
Messenger RNA from Kuraishia capsulata CBS 1993, 1404 nucleotides. RefSeq lists its product as uncharacterized. Lineage: Eukaryota; Fungi; Ascomycota; Pichiomycetes; Pichiales; Pichiaceae. The coding region runs from base 1 to 1404 and encodes 467 amino acids. Gene Ontology annotation, molecular function: ubiquitin protein ligase activity. Gene Ontology annotation, cellular component: cytoplasm. The record is from RefSeq and is a predicted model, not a curated record. The transcript has a single exon. Gene Ontology annotation, biological process: ubiquitin-dependent protein catabolic process.